This is a messenger RNA of Bactrocera latifrons, 1745 nucleotides long. RefSeq lists its product as uncharacterized. The transcript has 4 exons. Lineage: Eukaryota; Metazoa; Arthropoda; Insecta; Diptera; Tephritidae. The record is from RefSeq and is a predicted model, not a curated record. Bases 338 to 1660 code for a protein of 440 amino acids.
UUUCUCACUGGAUAAUCGACACAGGCAGCAGGUUCUAACGUAUCAGUCAACAUAUAGAUGGCGCCACCAGGAGGCGCUAGAUUCAAAAAGGCCUGUUUACUUUGGAACACACCUUAUAACUACAUAUACUCGUACACCUUUACAGGGUUAAAUUAAGUACGAAACAUCAUCACAAAAUUUUCGUUAUUAAGGCUAAGGCAACGCUCUUUUCGAAUAGUUGUACUCCGUACAGUGAUCGGUUUGGACGUGGUACACACACAUUGUCCUAUUUAAAGCUCUCUUAGUCAAAUUAAGUAAAAAUUGUUGAGUGUAAAAAAUAUAAACUUACAAAAACAAGAUGUCAGCGAUAACAAAAGUGAAUAUAAAUGAUCCUGCGGAAACCUCGAAAAGUGCAACGGAAACUAUUAAUAAUGGUGCUGCAGCUAAAGGUGCAACGAAUGCUGAGGGUCAACUCCCCGAAUGGCUGAAAGCAGAACUAUUUGCAGAUCUGCUGCAGCAAAACGUACCAAAUUUUAAGAGAAUUACAAAUUUCAUAGCCGAAAUCUGGGAAGGCGCUGGCGAAAAUUACGGCAAUGUCUUGGCAUCGGUGAAUUUAGACGCAGAGCUUGAAGAUGGAAAAAUACAAAAUUUCUCAUAUGUGAUCAAACUGCCCAUCGACUCGGUGCAGGAAUUUAUGGCGAAUUAUCAUAACAUAAUUGAUACAGAAAAUGCCAUCUAUAAAGAUGUGAUACCGGAAAUAGAGCAAAUGUAUAGAGAUGCGGGUGUUGACUUGAAAUUCGGAACAAAAUAUUUUGAUCUAAAGACACCAUCCAAAUACGGUGUUGUACUCAUGGAGGAUUUACGUCCCCAUGGUUUCAAAAAUGUUAACCGUCUUGAGGGUUUCGACGUGGAGCACACCAAGGCCGCAUUGAAAAAGUUGGCACAAUGGCACGCCGCAUCAGCGGUGCGUGUUGAAACCAAAGGGCAAUAUCCGAAAGUAGUUACUGAUGGAAUAUUUAACGAGGGCAUGUUAACAAUGAUCGAAUUGAUGGCUGAAUUAACGAUGCCAUUAUAUUUGGAAUGUGUUCGCACAUAUGAGGGCCAUGAAGAGUACUACGAUAGUUUGCAACGAAGCCAUGAGUAUUUUGCCGAAGAACUUCGUCCGCUGCUGGAAAACGAUCCAAAUGAGUUCAAUGUUUUAAAUCAUGGUGACUUUUGGGCGAACAAUGUUAUGUUUCAAUAUGAUGACGCAGGUAAAGUGAAGGAAACAUAUUUCGUUGACUUUCAGUUGACGCGUUAUGGUUCACCGAUGAUUGAUCUAUAUACUUUGCUGUUAACGUCAACGAGCCUGGAUGUGAAACUAAAGUAUUUCGAUUAUUUCAUUAAAUAUUAUCAUGAUAAUUUGAUUGAGUACUUAACAYUACUGAAAUAUCCCAAAAAAUUACCCACCCUUAAGGAAAUCCAUAUAGCCAUGCUCAAAUAUGGCAUUUUCGCGGUGAACUUGGUUGUUAGUCACUUGUCCCUCGUAUUGCUUGAAUCAAAGGGAGGAGCUAAUAUAACCAAUUUAAUGGGCAUGACAGAAGAAGGCAUGGCUCUUAAAAAGGUGAUGUAUACAAAUUCACGUUAUCGGAAACACAUUGAGGUACUUCUUCCUUGGCUUUAUAAUCGAGGUGCUUUCUAGUGACCAUGGUAUUUUGGUCUAAUGAAGAGAGCUAAUUGGAAAACACUUUAUGUAUUUAAAUGUAAAAGACAAAAUAAAAAUAAAU